This is a messenger RNA of Drosophila willistoni, 4058 nucleotides long. RefSeq names its product mitogen-activated protein kinase kinase kinase kinase 5 (gene hppy). Lineage: Eukaryota; Metazoa; Arthropoda; Insecta; Diptera; Drosophilidae. The record is from RefSeq and is a predicted model, not a curated record. The coding region runs from base 444 to 3338 and encodes 964 amino acids. Gene Ontology annotation, molecular function: ATP binding; MAP kinase kinase kinase kinase activity. Gene Ontology annotation, biological process: protein phosphorylation. The transcript is spliced from 14 exons.
UGCGAGUUAAUAUUUCGAUUUAUCUACAUACAUAUAUAGUAUAUAGUGAAAUAUAUAUGUGUAUAUAUAUAUGAAAUAUCUGAUUAUAUAGAGUUAUCUCUCUGUUACGUUACGCAACUGUGUGUGUGUGAGUGAAUGUGAUUGGUGCAACUGUGUGUGUGCAAGUGUGGGCGAGAAGUGCGUGAGUGUGUGUGUGUGCAAAAUGCAUUUGAUUACCGUUUGAAUUAGCCGAUAAUCAUAAUUAUAAUUAAUAACAACAACCGAAUCGAAAUAUAUAUCGAAAAUCCCCCUCCACACACAGACGCACACACACAUAAACACACACACAUCACAAUAAACACACACAUAAAAUCAAAACAAAACAAAAAAGGAAAACGCAUAAAGGAGGAGCAGCACCACCAGGAGGAGGAAGAGGAAGAUAAUCUUCCAUAAUCUUCAUCAUCAUGGCCUCCGCUCAUACCCAUCAUAAUGCCAAUUUGCUCAGUUCCGAUAUAUCCAGACGGAAUCCCCAAGAUGAAUACGAACUCAUCCAGAAAAUUGGAUCUGGCACUUACGGCGAUGUCUAUAAGGCAAAACGUAUUCAAAGCAAUGAGCUGGCUGCCAUCAAAGUCAUCAAAUUGGAACCCUCCGAUGAUAUACAAAUCAUUCAACAAGAGAUCAUUAUGAUGCGUGAUUGCCGUCAUCCCAAUAUAAUAGCAUAUUAUGGUUCAUAUCUGCGUCGCGAUAAACUCUGGAUAUGCAUGGAAUUUUGCGGUGGCGGCAGUCUGCAGGAUAUCUAUCAGGUCACUGGUCCUUUAAGUGAAACCCAAAUUGCUUACAUGUGCCGCGAGACACUGAAAGGAUUAGAGUAUUUGCAUUCGAUGGGUAAAAUGCAUCGUGACAUUAAAGGUGCCAAUAUAUUGCUGACGGAAUAUGGUGAUGUUAAAUUGGCCGAUUUCGGUGUCUCGGCACAGAUAACUGCAACGAUCAAUAAGCGAAAGAGUUUUAUAGGUACACCCUAUUGGAUGGCACCGGAGGUGGCCGCUGUGGAGCGUAAAGGCGGCUACAAUCAAUUAUGUGAUAUUUGGGCUUGCGGCAUAACCGCAAUUGAACUGGCUGAAUUACAGCCACCAAUGUUCGAUCUGCAUCCAAUGCGUGCCCUAUUCCUGAUGUCAAAGAGCGGCUUUAAGCCGCCCACAUUGAGCAACAAAGACAAGUGGAGUCCCACAUUUCACAAUUUCAUCAAGACGGCUCUCACCAAGAAUCCAAAGAAACGGCCAACAGCGGAACGUCUAUUGCAGCAUCCGUUUGUUCAAUGCGAGAUGUCGCUGCGUGUGGCCAAGGAGUUGCUGCAAAAGUAUCAGAGUCCCAAUCAGCAAUUCUAUUAUUAUCUAGAUGGCGAUGAGGAGACGGUGGCCAGUGUGCCGCAGCGCAUUGCCAGCAAGAUGACAUCGCGUGCCAAUGGCGUUCCAGCCCAAAAUCAUACGCUCAAAACAGGCAUGACAACAACAACAAAUUCCACGUGGUAUGAGCGUUCUUCUAGUCCCGAGACGUUACCAAGUGACAUGAGCCUCUUACAAUAUAUUGAUGAGGAGCUAAAGCUAAGCGGUGAUGCAGUUGGCGGUGGCGGUGGAGGAGCAGUUAAUUCUACCACCAAUGGCCUCCUUGUCGAUAAGCAUGAAUCAUCAUCAUCAUCAUCAUCAAUGGCAGCAGCAGCAGCAUCCACUCCAUCAACUGUGACACAAACAGUUGGCGAUGGCUUUCAAAUGCAUUCCGCAUGCCCAUCCACUUCUUCUUCGGCGGCAGCAUCUUCUGCUAAUCCCCCUACAGAGGUUGGACUGGCGUCCAGCAGCUCCAGUAGUUCCACCCAUCUCUAUCAGAAUUUGUUGAGAAGCAGCAGCACGGGAGGAGAAUCACCGCAAACAUCAGUUGCCACAACCAGCCACAAUUCAUCCUCCAAUAACUGUGAUUAUCGGCUUGAGAGUAACCAGAACGGCUUGGAGGAUUCACCAAGACGCCAUAGCUCCAUGGAUCAAUUGAUUGGACUUCUCAAUGAUAUGGGUAGACCGCGUAGCCUAAGCGAUGGUGGCACCCAAGACGAUGAUGAUGUUGAGAAGGAGGCCCAACCGGAUCUCUUGAAUAAUACGCCACCGGUUCCCCCCAAACGUUCGCAUCGUCGUCGCCAUACACCACCGCGUCCCAUUUCGAAUGGUUUGCCACCGACGCCCAAAGUGCAUAUGGGUGCCUGUUUUUCCAAAAUCUUCAAUGGUUGUCCGUUGCGUGUGCAUUGCACUGCCUCAUGGAUACAUCCGGAGACGCGGGAUCAACAUUUGCUAAUUGGUGCCGAGGAGGGCAUCUAUAACCUCAAUAUGAAUGAACUUCAUGAUGCGGCCAUUGAUCAGCUAUUUCCGCGUCGCACCACCUGGCUGUAUGUGAUUAAGGAUGUGCUGAUGAGUCUGUCAGGCAAAUCCUGUCAAUUGUACAGGCACGAUCUCGUUGCCCUGCAUUCCAAGCAGACGGUGCGCUUUUCGCUGCACAUGAACAAGAUACCAGAGCGUCUGGUGCCCAGGAAAUUUGCCCUAACCACCAAGGUGCCGGACACAAAGGGUUGCACUCAAUGUUGCGUCACACGGAAUCCCUACAAUGGCUAUAAAUAUCUUUGUGGGGCAACGCCCAGCGGCAUUUUCCUAAUGCAAUGGUAUGAUCCGCUCAAUAAAUUCAUGCUUCUGAAGCAAUGUGAAUGGCCAGCCAUUAGUAUAUUGGGUGGUGGUCAUGGAUGUGUCCAAAAUGGACAUACACCUGUCUUUGAGAUGAUUAUAACGCCCGAACUGGAGUACCCAAUUGUGUGUACGGGUGUGCGUAAAGCUCUCAAUGGUUGCCUCAAGCUCGAGCUCAUCAAUAUGAAUAGUGCCAGUUGGUUCCAUGGACCGGAAGACCUAGAGUAUGACGCCAUGGCCACGAUGGUGCCGCGUCGCGACCUAUUGAAGGUGGUGCGUGUUCACCAGGUGGAAAAGGACGCCAUUCUCGUUUGCUAUGGCAAUCUAAUACAGGUGGUAACGCUCCAAGGCAAUCCCAAGCAGCACAAGAAAAUGGUAUCACAGCUGAAUUUUGAUUUUAAUGUGGACAGUAUUGUUUGUUUGCCGGACAGCGUUUUAGCAUUCCAUAAGCACGGCAUGCAGGGCAAGUCGCUGCGCAAUGGUGAAAUAACGCAGGAAAUCAAGGAUAUGAGUCGCACCUAUCGACUGCUGGGUAGUGAUAAGGUGGUUGCCUUGGAGAGUCAAUUGUUGCGCACUGGAUCGCUGGGCAGCGAGGAAGGACACGAUCUGUAUAUUCUAGCCGGUCAUGAGGCCAGCUAUUAAAACAGAUAAACUUCUAAAAUCGACACCCCACACAAACACACACACACCACCACCAACACAACCAACUUUCCCCUUUCCCCACAUAAUCUGAUUGUUAUAAUUUACACAAUUGUUCGAUACACAAUAAAUUUUAAAGGCAAAAGCAAAACAGAAAGAAAAAACGACGUCGUCGCGGUCAACGUCAGCUGCAAUGUCGGCGUCGUCGUCAUCGUCAACUACUAACUGUAAUUUAAUUACAAUUACUCGUAGACCUAAGCACUAAAUAACUAAAAACAAAAGAAAAAACAAAUUUAUAGAAAUUAUAUAAACCGAGCGAGAUUCGCGAAGCUACUUAGCGCAAUUUUAUCGUGGUACGUAGAGGCAACCGGAUGCAGUAACUAGUUCUAGAACCAAAUCAACCAACAACAAUAAUGUCAUCAAAGAUAACCAAUUUCUUCCUCAUCCACAAAAAUUAAAAAUUUGAUAAUUCUUUGCCAAUUCCAUCAAUAUAUAUAUCUGGUACCCUGAGAUCUUCGCUACUCCUCAAAAAUUCCGUUGUAGUUAUAUUUUUGUAUUACAAAUUUAUUUAAAAAUUAAUCAUAAAAGAAAAAUGCUUUAAUUUAUUCAAUUAAUUCUAAUUAAAUUAUUUAAGAAAUUUGUGUGUCACCAAUCACAAAAACAACAACAACAAAAUCCCAAUAAAAAGCAAUGUUUCUAUAUAGUCAGCAACAACAACAAGAA